Molecule: messenger RNA, 2875 nt
Organism: Nicotiana tabacum (common tobacco)
Lineage: Eukaryota; Viridiplantae; Streptophyta; Magnoliopsida; Solanales; Solanaceae
Product: transcription factor TCP20-like
Cellular component (GO): nucleus
Molecular function (GO): DNA-binding transcription factor activity; sequence-specific DNA binding
Source: RefSeq, a predicted model, not a curated record
UUUUAAAAAUUGGUUGAGCAAAAAAUAUUUUUUAAGAAUUGAAAGAGCAAAGUUUCAGUCUUUCACUUUUUCUCACUGAUUGACAGUGAAAACCUCCUGAAAUGAUCAGAACAUUGGGACUUUCCUUUCUUUUCCUUUUUUGUCUGUUUUGUGAGGUUACCUUCUUCUCUCAUCUCAAACAAGACACACAAACAACACUCUGAAAAUAUCAAACAUAUCUGCCUUUUCCUUUUAGUAGGAAACAAACAUCUUUUAAAUAGUUAUACCCAUCGAGUUUGUUCAUGGAUCCCAAGCAGCCGGCAGCGCAGUCUAACGCUAUCAAUAUUAACAACAGCAACAACAAUAUUAUGGUUGAGUACAAUAAGCCUGUUCAUGAUCAAAUAAAAGAUGAUGAAACCAAGAAGCUGCAGCAAUUGGUUCCUAAAAGAAAAGAUAGACACACAAAAGUUGAAGGCAGAGGGAGGAGGAUACGUAUGCCUGCUCUCUGCGCCGCAAGGAUUUUCCAACUCACCCGCGAAUUAGGUCAUAAAUCUGAUGGAGAGACAAUCCAGUGGCUGCUGCAGCAAGCCGAGCCCUCCAUAUUUGCCGCUACUGGUACUGGAACCAUCCCUGCCUCGGCUUUAGCUGCAGCAGCCACUGGCCCCUCUGUUUCCCAACAGGGGAUCUCUGUAUCAGCUGGUUUGCAUCAAAAAAUGGAUGAAUUGGGAGCGAACACAGUCGGGUCCGCUAGUUUUAGUAGUAGUAGUAGUAGUACUAGGACCAGUUGGCCAAUGAUGUGUGGGAAUUUUGGAAGACCCCAUUUGGCCACAGCAGGAAUAUGGCCCGCACCUUCUCCUGUUUUCACUAGUUCAAGCACCAAUUUGGGUAGUGAAAGUUCCAAUUAUUACCUACAAAAGAUUGGCUUUCCUGGAUUUGAUCUGCCUGCAGCCACUAAUAUGAGUUUUACUUCAAUUUUGGGUUCCAGUAAUAACCAGCAAUUGCCAGGUUUGGAACUUGGAUUAUCUCAAGAUAGGGGUCAUAUAGGGGUUUUGAACUCUCAAGCCUUGAGCCAGAUAUACCAGGCUAGAAUUCACAAUCAACAGCAGCACCAGCAAAAUCAGCAACAACAACAGCAUCUAUCUCCCCCGGAAGAUUCUCAAGGAUCGGGACACUAGUACAACUUUCAGAUAAAAGAGCUCAGCUAGGUUUUUGCUGAAUAGUUUUCAGUUAUUUUAGGACGUCUAUCGAAUAUAAGUUACUAAAAGCCAUCUUUUUAUUAUUCAUUUGCCCUUUAUCUGAGUGGUGUGCUUAUAUCUUGUUUGCUGAAAUAGACAUGAUAAUCACAUAAACAUGCACAAUUUUCUCUUCUACUAGUAUUUAAGGCUUCGGAUUAAUUCACGUCUUUGUGUUUGUACAAGUAAGGAAUUUCCGGCCGUCAAUUGCAAUUUCAAUAUAUCCAGCCUAAGGAGAUCCCAAAAUUCUGCUCUAGUUUCUUCUGGUUGGGGGUUGAAGGGAGGGUGAAGUAGAGCUUUUCAAUCUUUUAUUCGGCCAAUUCAUCACAUGAUUCAAGAAAACCAUAACACUGCUGCUAUGAUGACAGCUGAUGGCCAGAAAAAUCAGCCCUUUUGUGUAUGGAUAGCUCCAUAAAUGGCUUGUAUUACGUCAAUGUAAAUAGAGCUGUCAAAAAUAGGGAUGUUAUAUAACUGUAAGAUGCAGAAUAAGUACCCUUAAAUGCUGUAAAAAGAAUCCAAUGAGGAAGUAGACAAUCCUCUAUUCAAUUCAAUCUUCUUGAGGAGCAGCAGUAACAGAUUGUCACUUUCUACUUUGGGAAAAGAAAAGAGAGAAAGUUGGUGCUUUUCCUACAAGUGUUAUGCAUCUGAUUGCUGCCAUUCCUUCUUCAAGUGGUGAGAAGCUUUUCUGCAUCUUAGUUGGUGUUCCCGUAAUGACCCUUUGCUUCACAACAGAAAAUUAUCUUUCGGAACUGUGCUGUGCUCAGCCUUUAGUGCGAAAAGAAAAUUCCUGUGAUUCUAUUGACACUUUUAGUGUUUGUUUGUUUGUCUUAAAGCAGCUCUAUGCAUGAGUGUAGUAUGGAUAUUUAUUGAGCCUGAUGUUGUUGGUCUAUUUUGGAAAUCUGGAAGCAGUCUAUCUGGUGUGUGGAUAUUCAUUUUGCCCUUCAUAGUUAUUGUUUAUGGAGUACUGUCUUCAGAAAGUAUCAAUUCUUGAAACGCAGUAUCAACUUUUUGAGAAAAAAUACUGACUUGUGGAAGGAAGUUCAUUUUGAUAUCUUUAUUCAAUCAUCGCAUUUGAUAAGAACAAGAAGUUUCUGCCUGCUGUUAUUCACAGUCGUCCUACCAAUGUUUAGACUUGCUUCUACAUGCUGCUAUGGUGGAUUAGGAGUAAGCGAAACAGAUGCAUCUGUUUCUAAAGGGGCCAAAAGGUAAAAGAGUUGUUGGAAUCGAAAUGCAUUUCCAACAAACAAGUAGGGAAUAUUACAGAUUUAAGAUCAUGACCCAUUCAAGGACUAAAUCCCAGUUGCAGAGCAUUUUUCUCCAGAUAAAAUUAAAGUACUUUGAGAGGCGAGCCUUGGAACGAUGGUCAAGUUGUCUCCGUGUGACAUAUAGGUCACGGAUUCGAGGCAUGAAAUCAGACAUUGAUGCUUGCAUCAGGGUAGGCUGUCUACAUCAUACCCCUUUGGGGUGCGGCCCUUCCCCCGGAUCCUGUGUGAACGCAGAAUAGCUUUGUGCACGGGGCUGCCCUUGAGUCGACUAUAUAUUUAUGUUGUUUUUACAGCUAUGAUUGAGUAUAGGAAGGCUUGUUAAUCAAACGGCUAUUAUGUAAAGGGCUUUUUGCCUUGGUUUGGCUUGAAUAUGAUGAGCUUAUCACAUGGCAUUUUAUA